CAGUAGUAAGACCUUCUAAGGAAUCGAAGGUCCUCGAAGAUGAAGUUCAAUAUGAAGCUCUGUUUCGUAGUAUUUGUAAUGGCUGUAAUGUGCGUAGAAGCGGAACCGGAACCUGGACACUCUGAUGAAAAGAAUGUGGUAGUUCUUAAAGAUGAGACUGAGCAUCAUCAUCAUCACCACCACCACCAUCAUCAUCACCACGCUCAUGAACAUGGACACGAACAUGGGCAUAAACAUGAACAUGGACACGAGCACAAACACGAUCAUGAUCACAAACAUGGCCAUGAACACAAACACGAACAUGGGCAUAAACAUGACCAUGACCACAAACAUUUACAUGGCCACAAACAUGAGCAUGGUCAUAAACACGAACACGCACACAAUCAUGGCCAUGCUCAUUCACAUGCUCAUGAUCAUAAGCACGAUCACGGACACAAACAUUCCCAUGAUCAUAAGCAUAAUCAUGCCCAUAAACAUGGACAUGACCAUAAACAUAAUCAUGGACAUAAACACAGCCAUGGGCAUAAACACGGUCAUGAUCAUAAACAUGCUCACGAGCAUAAUCAUGGUCAUAAUCAUAACCAUGGCCACAAUCACGGGCAUGCUCAUAAACAUGGUCAUGGACAUAGUCACGGCCAUGGUCACAAGCAUGAGCAUGGACAUGGACAUGAGCACGGACAUCAACAUGGGCAUGGACAUAACCACGCUCAUGGUCAUAAGCACGAACACGGUCAUAAACACGGACACGAACAUGAACAUGGUCAUCAACACGGGCAUGGACAUCAGCACGGUCACCAGCAUGGUCAUUCCCAUCAACAUGGGCAUGGGCAUAACCACGGCCAUGAGCACAAUCAUGGGCAUUCUCACAACCACGGUCAUGGACACAAUCAUGGGCAUUCUCAUAACCACGGUCAUGGGCACAAUCAUGGGCAUUCACACAACCACGGUCAUGGACAUAAUCAUGCUCACAAACAUGGACAUGGUCAUAAUCAUGGGCAUGAACACGGUCAUGGACACGCCUCUGCUCAUGCUCACGCUCUUCCUGUUGAACUUCACGGUCACGAAUUUGCAGUUGAGGCCAAAUCCGAAAUCGAAGUCAAACCACAUUCAGUUUUGGUGGAGAAAGCCAGUGGAAUCGGAAAGCACUUUCCUGGACUCAGCACGGAAGCCAAGUUUGAGCCUUUAUUUGCCAGAACUCCAGGAUUUCUUGAAAACCCCAUCUUUGCAAAACUUGGAGCUGCCGUCAAAGUGUAGAAGACAAGCAGGUUUAAAGUGGAUAACACUGACAUCAGGAUCCUCUAUUUCAAGUUGAAUGUUUAUUUAUUUCAUGAUAAUUUAUUUAUUUACAUGCCAAACAACUUGUGCAAGUGUAGUUUCUGUUAGAUGUAAAACAAUUUCUUCUUAAUGCUAGUUGUUUGUACAGCUUUAUAAAAAGGAUAUAUGUAUAAAAAUAUCUACAAUCCACGUUGUUAAAAUUUAUAUAACAUUUACAUACAGUAUGCAACAAAUAAAGGGCAUUCAUACUGAGCUCAUAUAUGUGUAUGAUAUUGUAUAAAAGAACUUAAA
Molecule: messenger RNA, 1566 nt
Organism: Argiope bruennichi
Lineage: Eukaryota; Metazoa; Arthropoda; Arachnida; Araneae; Araneidae
Exons: 3
Coding region: 152-1312 (386 amino acids)
Source: RefSeq, a predicted model, not a curated record